CAGUGUCGAGCGCGCGCGAGAAGGUGGAGAGUGCCGGUCGGAUACACUCUACACAGUAUUUUCAGAGAAAUAAAACGAGUCUCCGAUGUCAAGGCGCGUCCCGGAUAGUGGCCAGGAUUUCGAGUGGAACAGGCUUUCUAUCGGCCAGUGCGUCAUUGGACACCAGCGAGACCCAGCUGCCACAAAAGAUCGGUCAAGUUCUAGUUUGCAGAGUGUGUCGAUUAUUUUUGGAACUGGCCGUGUUGACUUGUAUAUAA
Messenger RNA from Acaulospora colombiana, 257 nucleotides. NCBI's taxonomy places the organism in Eukaryota, Fungi, Glomeromycota, Glomeromycetes, Diversisporales, Acaulosporaceae. The record is from the annotation of a GenBank genome assembly.